AUGAAGAACGUGACUCCUCCGGCGGGGCCUCGUCCGCGCACAUCGCCAUGGUGGGCGAGGUACGUCUGGGCGGCCCUCCAGAUCCUGCUUCUUCUGGCCGGCGUCGCGUGGCUGUCAGUUAAUGUCGCCUUCCUGUCUGAGUACUACUUCAAGAGCUCAGAUUCCUCGUCAAUGCCUCUCAAAAGCCUCGGCGAUGCUGCCCGACGAACGGCGCAUGCCCCCGGAGAUGCGCAGGAAGGCGGAGCAUCUUUUGAAGAAGCCAGCGGGGCGCAGCACCAGGGUGACAUCCGCACGUCGGAGAUCCUCGAGGGAGCUGGCCCCGGCAGACUUCACGGAAGACUCGGAAGAAAACCGGACGGUCAACCGGGGUACACGCCCGGGCCCCCACCUCCUGCAGAUUUGAAUAUGCCUCGAGCACUCGCUCGAGGGGGAGGCUUUAACCUGUAUCUGUCGGACCACCUGGACCUGGACCGCGCCGCGCCUGACGCUCGCCACCCGUCGUGCCGGCUCCUGAGCUACGACCUGGCCACGCUGCCAAAGGCCUCAGUGAUCAUUGUGUUUUACAACGAACCGUUCUCCACUUUGAUGCGGUCAGUACAUAGCGUUUUGAAUGGCACCCCUCCGCAGCUGCUGGAGGAGCUGCUUCUCGUCGACGACGGCAGCACGUUGCCGUACAUCCGGGAAGACGGAAACCAGCAGCUGGUGGAGUACAUCGGGCUGCUGCCUGCGAAGGUGCGACUGAUCCGCAACGGCGUGCGCAAAGGGAUUGUCGGUGCGCGCAUGAAAGGGAUACGUGAGAGCCGCGCGCCUAUCUUUGUGAUCCUCGACAGCCACAUCGAAGUCAGUCCGCAGUGGCUCGAGCCGCUGCUGCUGCGGAUCCAAGAAGACAGGCGGCGCGUUGUGAUGCCCCAGAUCGACGGGAUCGACGCCGAAACCUUCAAUCACAUAGGGGGCGGUAUCGGCUGCAAACUCGGGUUUCUCUGGAAGAUGAUGGAGCACUCGUACGAGGGCCACCAGACUGCGCGCCUGCCUCCUGCGGAACGCUAUCCGUCUCCGACCGAGUUUCAGACCUCGCCGGCGAUGGCUGGAGGCCUGUUUGCCGCGAACAAAGACUUUUUCUUCGACGUUGGAGCCUACGACGAAGACUUCCAGUUCUGGGGAACAGAAAACUUGGAACUUAGUUUCAGACUCUGGCAGUGCGGCGGCGUCUUGGAGUGUGCGCCGUGCUCUCGCGUCUACCACAUCUUCCGAAAGGGCGGAUCAGGCUACAGCAGUCCAGGCGACUCCAUCGCUAUCAACAAGAUGCGGACGAUGAUGUGGAUGGACGAGUACGCCGAUCUGGCCUGGCGAGUUAUCGGGCAACCCAAAGUCAACUACAGACCUGAAAGCCUCGAAAAACGAAGAGAGUGGAGAAAACGGAAGGGGUGCAAAAGCUUCCGCUGGUUCAUGGAAAACGUGUUCCCUGAGGGAGAUGUCGUCACCCUCGACGACGUCCCGUACCUAGGUCCUUUGAGAAAUGCCAAGGUAGAAAUGUGCUUAGACAACAUGGGCUGGGCCUCUCCUGGACAUGCUGUUGGCCUUGGGCGUUGUCACGGCGGCGAAACUCAAACGUUUAUGUUCUUUAGGAAAGUCGGACACGUAAUGCCAGUGAACGAUGACGAGGCUUGCUUGCAGCCGUCAGGGAAACUGGACUGGUGCCGAGGAACGUCCCAAUUCUGGUGGGACUUCACAUCGAGCGGGCAGCUUAUGUUUCGUGAGACAAAGCAGUGCCUCUCAGCCUUUGGUAGACAGCUACGAAUGGUCGAUUGCGAUGACACGGAUGCUUACCAGAUCUGGUCGUGGAAGGCUUACAAGCCGCCCGACACAUUCACGUUCCCGCCUGUGAACAGAUCGAUCCGAAGCGUCUGA
This is a messenger RNA of Neospora caninum, 1908 nucleotides long. Its product is annotated as putative UDP-N-acetyl-D-galactosamine:polypeptide N-acetylgalactosaminyltransferase T3. Bases 1 to 1908 code for a protein of 635 amino acids. The transcript has 6 exons. Gene Ontology annotation, cellular component: Golgi apparatus. The record is from RefSeq and is a predicted model, not a curated record. NCBI's taxonomy places the organism in Eukaryota, Apicomplexa, Conoidasida, Eucoccidiorida, Sarcocystidae.